Messenger RNA from Haemorhous mexicanus (house finch), 4844 nucleotides. It is a transcript of the gene STAG1, whose product is annotated as STAG1 cohesin complex component. NCBI's taxonomy places the organism in Eukaryota, Metazoa, Chordata, Aves, Passeriformes, Fringillidae. Gene Ontology annotation, molecular function: chromatin binding. The coding region runs from base 172 to 3960 and encodes 1262 amino acids. Gene Ontology annotation, biological process: sister chromatid cohesion. The record is from RefSeq and is a predicted model, not a curated record. Gene Ontology annotation, cellular component: chromatin; cohesin complex; nucleus. The transcript has 34 exons.
GCGCCGCCGCCGCUCCCGCAGCGCUCCCGGGGCGCUCCCGGGGCGCCGCCGCGGCGCGGCCCGAGACUGGACUUUGUCAUUCUUUUCAUGAAAGAGGUUUCCAAGUAGUUGUCUUAUAAUAACUUUGAGAAGAAGUUUUAUGUAGCUCUUACUUCCAAGAGUGCUGCAAAAAUGAUUACUUCAGAUUUGCCAGUACUACAGGAUUCUACAAAUGAAACUACUGCACAUUCAGAUGCUGGCAGUGAGCUUGAAGAAGCAGAAGUCAAAGGAAAAAGAAAAAGGGGCCGUCCCGGCAGGCCUCCAGUUUUCUUUGCCCAGUCUGCCACGAAGAAACCCCGGAAGUCCCCAGCGGACAAGGGGCGUUCUGAUGCUGGAGCUCGAGGAGCAAGUCGUGGGAGAGCCAACGGCCACCCGCAGCAGAAUGGAGAGGGGGACCCUGUCACCUUGUUCGAGGUGGUUAAGCUGGGAAAGAGUGCUAUGCAGUCUGUGGUGGACGACUGGAUUGAAUCAUAUAAACAAGACAGGGACAUAGCACUUCUGGAUUUAAUCAACUUCUUUAUCCAGUGUUCAGGAUGUCGAGGUACGGUAAGAAUUGAAAUGUUCAGGAACAUGCAAAAUGCAGAAAUCAUAAGGAAAAUGACAGAAGAAUUUGAUGAGGACAGUGGUGAUUAUCCCCUGACCAUGCCUGGGCCUCAGUGGAAGAAGUUCCGCUCCAACUUCUGCGAGUUCAUCGGGGUGCUGAUCCGGCAGUGCCAGUACAGCAUCAUCUACGACGAGUACAUGAUGGACACGGUGAUCUCGCUGCUCACCGGCCUCUCCGACUCGCAGGUCCGCGCCUUCCGGCACACCAGCACGCUGGCUGCUAUGAAGCUUAUGACUGCUCUUGUGAAUGUUGCCUUAAACCUGAGCAUUCAUCAGGACAAUACACAGAGGCAGUAUGAAGCUGAGAGAAACAAAAUGAUUGGCAAAAGAGCUAAUGAAAGAUUGGAGCUGCUGCUUCAGAAAAGAAAAGAGCUACAAGAAAACCAAGAUGAAAUCGAAAAUAUGAUGAACUCUAUUUUUAAGGGUAUAUUUGUUCAUAGAUACCGUGAUGCUAUUGCUGAGAUUAGAGCUGUCUGUAUUGAAGAAAUUGGUGUCUGGAUGAAAAUGUACAGUGAUGCCUUCCUGAAUGAUAGUUAUUUAAAAUAUGUUGGUUGGACACUACAUGACAGGCAAGGUGAAGUGAGGUUGAAGUGUUUGAAAGCUCUUCAGAGUCUGUAUACCAACAGAGAGUUGUUUCCCAAACUGGAGCUGUUCACAAAUAGAUUCAAGGACCGCAUUGUGUCCAUGACCCUGGACAAGGAGUACGACGUCGCUGUGGAAGCCAUUCGAUUGGUCACGCUCAUCCUCCAUGGGAGUGAGGAGGCUCUGUCCAAUGAAGACUGUGAGAAUGUUUAUCACCUGGUGUACUCAGCACACCGGCCUGUGGCAGUAGCAGCUGGGGAAUUCCUCCACAAAAAGCUGUUCAGCAGACAUGAUCCCCAAGCUGAAGAGGCUCUAGCAAAGAGGAGGGGGCGAAAUAGCCCAAAUGGAAACCUAAUUAGAAUGUUGGUUCUUUUCUUUCUUGAAAGUGAGUUGCAUGAACAUGCAGCCUAUUUGGUGGACAGCUUGUGGGAGAGCUCUCAAGAACUGCUGAAAGACUGGGAAUGUAUGACAGAAUUGCUCUUGGAGGAGCCAGUCCAAGGAGAAGAAGCGAUGUCGGACCGGCAGGAGAGCGCUCUGAUCGAGCUCAUGGUGUGCACCAUCCGACAGGCUGCCGAGGCACAUCCCCCCGUGGGCAGGGGCACCGGCAAGAGGGUCCUGACCGCAAAAGAAAGAAAAACUCAGAUAGACGACAGAAAUAAAUUGACUGAGCAUUUCAUUAUUGCACUUCCCAUGCUGCUAUCAAAGUAUUCCGCUGACGCCGAGAAGGUUGCAAACCUCCUGCAAAUCCCUCAGUACUUUGACCUGGAAAUCUACAGCACAGGCAGAAUGGAGAAGCAUCUGGAUGCCUUAUUGAAGCAGAUUAAGUUUGUUGUGGAAAAGCAUGUGGAAUCAGAUGUUUUGGAAGCCUGCAGCAAAACCUACAGCAUCCUCUGCAGUGAGGAAUACACCAUCCAGAACAGAGUUGACAUAGCCCACAGCCAACUUAUUGAUGAAUUUGUGGAUCGAUUUAACCAUUCUGUUGAGGAUCUGCUGCAGGAGGGAGAAGAAGCUGAUGAUGAUGACAUAUACAAUGUGCUCUCCACACUGAAGAGGUUGACAUCUUUUCACAAUGCUCAUGAUCUGACCAAAUGGGAUCUGUUCAGUAACUGCUACAGAUUGCUGAGAACUGGAAUUGAACAUGGAGCUAUGCCAGAACAGAUCGUUGUCCAGGCACUGCAGUGUUCCCACUACUCUAUUCUCUGGCAGCUGGUAAAAAUCACUGAGGGCUCCCCUUCCAAAGAGGACUUGUUGGUAUUGAGGAAAACUGUGAAAUCCUUCCUGGCUGUCUGCCAGCAGUGUCUAUCAAAUGUCAACACUCCAGUCAAAGAACAGGCUUUCAUGCUGCUCUGUGAUCUCCUGAUGAUUUUUAGUCACCAGCUGAUGACGGGAGGUCGAGAAGGGCUCCAACCUUUGGUGUUCAAUCCAGACUCAGGCCUCCAGUCAGAACUUCUCAGUUUUGUCAUGGAUCAUGUGUUUAUUGACCAAGAUGAUGAAAAUCAGAGCAUGGAGGGAGAUGAAGAGGAUGAAGCCAACAAAAUAGAAGCUUUACAUAAGAGAAGAAACCUUCUGGCUGCCUUUAGCAAGCUGAUAAUUUAUGACAUUGUGGACAUGCAUGCAGCAGCAGAUAUCUUCAAACACUAUAUGAAGUACUACAAUGACUACGGAGAUAUCAUUAAGGAAACCCUGAGCAAAACCAGGCAAAUAGAUAAAAUCCAGUGUGCAAAGACACUCAUUCUCAGCUUGCAACAGCUGUUCAAUGAGCUUGUUCAGGAGCAAGGUCCCAACCUGGACAGGACAUCUGCCCAUGUAAGUGGCAUUAAGGAGCUGGCCCGGCGGUUUGCCCUCACUUUUGGCUUGGAUCAGAUCAAGACAAGAGAGGCUGUGGCCACACUACACAAAGAUGGCAUAGAGUUUGCCUUCAAAUACCAGAAUCAGAAAGGACAAGACUAUCCACCUCCUAACCUUGCUUUCCUGGAAGUGCUUAGUGAAUUUUCUUCCAAACUCCUGCGACAGGACAAAAAGACUGUGCACACCUACUUGGAGAAGUUCCUGACAGAGCAGAUGAUGGAGAGACGAGAGGACGUGUGGCUGCCGCUGAUCUCGUACCGGAACUCGCUGGUGACGGGCGGCGAGGACGACAGGAUGUCGGUGAACAGCGGCAGCAGCAGCAGCAAGGCCUCCUCCGUGAGGAACAAGAAGGGCCGACCCCCCCUCCACAAAAAGAGAGUGGAAGAUGAGAGCCUGGAAGGCUCCUGGCUGAACAGGAAUGAGAACAUCCAUACUCCAGGGACACUGCAGACACCUCAGCUCACCUCCACUGUCCUGAGAGAGAACACCAGACAAAUGGGAGAGCAGAUCCAGGAGCAUGAGUCGGAGCAGGGAUCUGAACAGGAUUUUUUACACAAUCCCCAGAUGCAGAUCUCGUGGCUGGGCCAGCAGAAGCUGGAGGAUCUCAAUCGAAAGGACAGGACAGGAAUGAACUACAUGAAAGGCAGAAGUGGCGUAAGGCACGCAGUACGAGGUCUAAUGGAAGAUGACGCUGAGCCCAUCUUUGAAGAUGUAAUGAUGUCCUCACGAGGCCAGCUAGAAGACAUGAAUGAAGAAUUUGAGGACACAAUGGUCAUUGAUCUGCCGCCGUCGCGGAACCGGCGCGAGCGCGCGGAGCUGCGGCCGGACUUCUUCGACUCGGCGGCGAUCAUCGAGGACGAUUCAGGAUUUGGCAUGCCCAUGUUCUGAAGUCUGGCGAAGACCUUUUACAAACUUGGAACUCUAUUGUUUAGAGCUAGAGGCCUAUAUACUGUGAUAGCUUGUAUGAAAACCACAUUUUUGAUGUGAUACGGUUUGAUUUUUAACCAAAUGAUUGAGGUCAACCCCUUGGUGUAGUGACGGAGAGAAGAGGAGCUUCUUAAUGACACACGGGAAUGUUGGCCAAUCCAGUCACCUCAGAAGGGCUGACCUAAAAAAUCAUUUGUAUCCCUGUUCUUGACUGUCCUAAUACGGAUUUUUUUUUUCUGGAUGAGGAGGAAGUUUUAAAUUGUUAAGACAGCUGUCAAAAUAAACACUGUUCUACAUAUGUUUUCUGAAAACAACAUUGAGUGAAAACAGAACUUUUUUAACUUUAUUUUUCUGCUGUACAAUUUAAAACAGUUUUAACAUUUGCCUUUUUAUGUUUUCAAAGCUAGCCAUUUUUAUUAAACCUAUGCCUAUCAGCCACUGACUAGCAAGGCUGCUGUAAGCAGGUCGUUCUGGCUACGGAAAAGUGUUUUGGAACACACUGGAUUUGAUUAACAUUAUGGUACGCUUAUGUCCUCUCAUAGGCAUGGAGAAGAACACUCUCAGAGAAGAGGUUAGAAUUCUAAUGACGUGCAUCUCUGCCAAAAAAUUUCAGAUUCUGAUAUGAUAAACCCAGAUUUUAUACUCUUGAGAAGAUUUAUUUUUAUUUAUAAUGGGACAUAAAGUAAGAGAUGUCCAUGAAGCCACUUUUCCAACAGAUGCUGUGUAACAUUCAUUUUAUAUAGCACAUGGGGACACAAAACCAGUAAAUUUUCUAUUGGUACUUGCUCUGUGCAUUUUUAGCAACUUAUACCAGCAAAUAAAGUAUUCUCAGUAAAACACACAAA